Messenger RNA from Pelodiscus sinensis (Chinese soft-shelled turtle), 1376 nucleotides. The record is from RefSeq and is a predicted model, not a curated record. NCBI's taxonomy places the organism in Eukaryota, Metazoa, Chordata, Testudines, Trionychidae.
UUUGUGGCAGAGGCCAUGACUAGAUGUUUACUUUGCUCUCUAUUUCUCAGGAGGGAUUUCUAUAAGAUUCUGGGGGUGUCCCGCAGUGCAUCAGUAAAAGACAUUAAAAAGGCCUAUCGGAAACUGGCUUUGCAGCUUCAUCCGGACCGCAACCCUGACGAUCCGCGAGCGCAAGAAAAGUUCCAGGAUCUGGGAGCUGCCUAUGAGGUGCUCUCAGACGAGGAGAAGAGAAAGCAGUAUGAUACCUAUGGCGAGGAGGGAUUGAAGGAUGGUCACCAGGGUUCCCAUGGAGACAUCUUCUCACACUUCUUUGGGGAUUUUGGUUUCAUGUUUGGAGGAAGUCCUCGUCAGCAAGACAGGAAUAUUCCACGAGGAAGUGACAUCAUUGUGGACCUGGAAGUGACACUGGAGGAAGUGUAUUCAGGAAACUUUGUGGAAGUUGUUAGGAACAAGCCGGUGGCCAGGCAGGCUCCUGGCAAACGGAAAUGCAACUGCCGGCAAGAGAUGAGGACCACGCAGCUAGGCCCCGGGCGGUUCCAGAUGACACAGGAAGUUGUCUGUGAUGAGUGUCCCAAUGUCAAGCUGGUGAAUGAGGAGCGAACACUGGAGGUAGAGAUCGAGCCGGGCGUGAGGGAUGGCAUGGAGUACCCCUUCAUCGGGGAAGGUGAGCCCCACGUGGACGGGGAGCCAGGUGACUUACGCUUCCGAAUCAAAGUUCUCAAGCACCCGGUCUUUGAAAGGAGAGGGGAUGAUUUGUAUACGAACGUCACUAUCUCGCUGGUCGAGGCUCUGGUAGGCUUUGAAAUGGAUAUUGCCCAUUUAGAUGGGCACAAGGUUCAUGUUGCCCGAGAUAAAAUCACAAAACCUGGGGCCAAACUGUGGAAAAAAGGAGACGGUCUUCCAAACUUCGACAACAACAACAUCAAAGGCUCGCUGAUCAUUACUUUCGAUGUGGACUUCCCCAAAGAGCAGCUGACCGACGAGCAGCGGGAAGGUCUGAGGCAGCUGCUGAAGCAAGGCUCUGUGCAGAAGGUGUACAACGGACUGCAGGGCUACUAACCCCCCUGCCUGGACUGGCUCGCAAAGGAACCCUGAACCCAGCCGUAUCUCUCGGCCGGCUCCUCUUCCGCCCCUCGGGGAAUGAGGCGGCGGGAGGGUGGAGCGACGACGGUCCAAGCGUGUUUGCGAAGGGUGAAGGUGUUCACGUGGUUUCCUGUUGCAGGGCGUAGCGGGUGCUGCCUAUAGUUCCUGGGACUGGUGCAGGGAGCAAAGCCCCCGAGCAAACGAGUGGGGGCGUGGGGGUGUUCAACUCAGUGCAAAUUGGAAUGUCUGGUUUUUAAAUAUAUUUUGAUGUUACUUUUCUGGACCCUCUCAAA